Messenger RNA from Mangifera indica (mango), 4809 nucleotides. RefSeq names its product putative disease resistance RPP13-like protein 1. Gene Ontology annotation, molecular function: ADP binding. Gene Ontology annotation, biological process: defense response to other organism. Bases 1 to 4809 code for a protein of 1602 amino acids. The record is from RefSeq and is a predicted model, not a curated record. NCBI's taxonomy places the organism in Eukaryota, Viridiplantae, Streptophyta, Magnoliopsida, Sapindales, Anacardiaceae. The transcript has 3 exons.
AUGGAAGUCGUUCUUGAGCCGGUCGUCUCCGAACUCGUUAAGGGGUUGUUUAAGAUAUUGGGGUCCAAUGAAGUGCGGGACUUUGCCCGGCAACUUGUCGGAGGGGUAGAUUCAGAGAUCAAAAAGCUGGAGAACAAGUUGCAGAUGGUUGAAGACCUUCUUCGCAAUGCAGAAGACAGGCAGCUGAUGGAUAAACGAGUCAAAGAGUGGCUUGACAAUCUUCAACAUUGGGCUUAUGAUGCUGAGGACUUACUGGAUGAGUUGGCCUACGAAGCUUUGCGACACCAGGCUAGUUCCAGCAGAGGAUUUAGCUGCCUCCCUGCUUGUUUCCCCAGUCGUUCGUUUGCUUUCAAGAUGGGAUCAAAGGUCAAAGAAAUCAAUAGCCGGUUGGAACAACUCUGUGGGAAAAGAUCAGAAGAACUUAAGUUGCUGGAGCUUUCUGGACUGCCACCAACUAACGUCUCUGCACCGCAAAAACCAGAGGAAACUUCAAGCGUCCCACCUGAACAAGUUGUUUAUGGCAGAAAUGAAGAUGAAGCCGAACUAUUGAAAAUGGUGAAAAGCGGUACCAACUUUCAAGUGAUAGCAGUUGUCGGCAUGGGAGGGAUCGGCAAAACGACAAUUGCUCGGGUUGUGUACAACCACAAGGAGUUGGAAGAUUUCAAGUUUGAGAAAAAAGCGUGGGUGUGUGUUUCAACCACAACCACCUUUGACGUUCUCAAAAUCUCAAAGGAACUUCUUCAGCAAGUCUCAUCCUUUGAUCCAAAUAAUUAUAAUUUGAAUGAAGUGCAAGUUAAGUUGAAAGAGGCAGUAAGUGGAAAGCAAUUCUUGAUAGUAUUAGACGAUAUUUGGAAGGUGGAGUACAAGAAUUGGGAACAGCUCAUGUCUCCUUUCACAGCUGGUGCACCUGGAAGCACAGUGAUUGUGACAACACGCGAUACAGAUGUUGCACAAAAAAUAAGAUGCUCUCAUACUCAUCGAUUAGGGCUUUUAUCUGACGAAGCUUGUAAGUCCUUGUUUGAGGAGCAUGCAUUUGGGACUGGUGCAGCUGCUGUUCCUAAUCAAAUUUCGGAUUCAAUUUACAAGAGAGUUGUUGAAAGGUGUGGCAGGCUACCACUGGCAGCAAAGACCCUCGGUGGUCUUCUACGCUUUGAGCAGAGCGGCACAUGGGAAAAUAUAUUGGAAAGCAAAAUAUGGAGUACAUCUGAUGAAAGGAAUCACAUUCUCCCAGCAUUAAAGCUAAGCUAUCAUUAUCUUCCUCCGAAUCUAAAAAGAUGUUUUGGCUAUUGCGCAAUUUUUCCUCAGGAUUACGAAUUUGAGGAGAAGGAACUUGCACUUUUAUGGAUUGCGGAAGGUUUUGUUCAACCAUCAAAUAAGCAACUGGAUGAGGCAAGUGUGUGUCUUCAUAAAUUAUGUUCAAGGUCGCUUUUCCAACAAUUGAGUAGUAAUAGUUCUAAAUAUGUUAUGCAUGAUCUUAUUCAUGAUCUUGCUCAAUUGGUUUUUAAAGGAAUCAAUUUUAGAUAUGAGAAAAAUAUUGUUGAACUACCAGAAAAUUUGGAAAAGGUUCAUCAUGUCAGUUAUGAUUUUGAUUUUUUUCUUGGAAAAAAUAAAUUUAAAGCCUUGGAAAAAGCAAAAAGUCUAAGAACAUUUUUGAGCAUGGAACAUGAAUAUAGAGGUUGUAUUAGUGCUACAAUUAUUUUUGAUUUGAUGCCGAAGUUAGAAAUGUUGAGAGUACUAUCUUUUGAAGGAUACAACAUCAUCUAUUUACCUAAUUCAAUUGGAGGUAUGAUACAUUUAAGGUAUCUCAACUUCUCUAAUACUUUGAUAAGAAGUUUGCCUAAGUCAAUAAGUCAAUUAUUUAACUUGCAAACUUUGUUAUUGAAAGAUUGUUUUUAUCUCAUGAAAUUACCUUCCAACAUGAGAUAUUUGACCAAUCUAUGUCAUCUUGAUAUAAGUGGCCAAAAUUCAUUGCAAGAGAUGCCAUAUGGAAUGAAAGAGUUGAAAAAUCUUCAAAUUUUGUCAAAUUUUGUUGUGGGCAAGAACACAGGUUCUAAUUUAGAAGAUUUGAAGAGCUUAAGUUUUCUUCAAGGAAAGCUUCACAUUUCAAAAUUAAAGAAUGUGAUAGAUCCAAAUCAAAUACAGGGGCAAAUACUAAGUAGUACGAACAACCUAAAAGUGUUGUUACUAGAAUGGGAAUAUGAAGAAAACUCAAAAGUGGAUGUAGAAAUGAAGCUACUUGACAAGCUAAAGCCUCCUAGCAAUUUAAAAGAACUCACAAUUAGAGGCUAUGGUGGUGAAAGUUUUCCAUCUUGGUUAGGAGAUUGGUCAUGGCUCUCUAAUUUGGUGGUUCUUAAAUUACAAGAAUGUAAGAGGUGCACAUCUUUGCCUUCACUUAAAAUGUUGAGCUCACUUGAAGACUUAACCAUUAAAGAGAUGACAAGGCUAAAAAGAAUAGAUUUUCAAACACCUUUCAAGUCAUUAGAAUUUCUUCAUUUUGAGGAUUUGGAAGAAUUGGAGCAUUGGGACUGCUCGAGAGGAAAUGAAAUUUUCCCUAAGCUGCGUGUGCUUUCUAUUAAAAGAUGUCUCCAACUUAUUGGAAAAGUACCUGAUCGUCUUUCUUCAUUGGAAAAAUUUGUCAUUAACUAUUGUCCAAAGUUGGUGGUCUCAUUCUCAAAUUAUCCAGUACAUUGCAAAUUAGAAAUUGAUGAUUGUGAAGGAAUGGUGUGUAAUGAUGGUUCGAUUGAUUUUAAGUUUUUGGAUUCUAAACAUCUUGCAAAUAUUUCGGUGGUUAAAGAAAAAUUAAAGAAAGGUUCUCAAAGAGUAGAUCUUUUGGAGAUUGUUCGUGAUGAAGAGAUUAUGAAAUCAUGGCAAAAUUUAGAAAACACAAAUUUUCUUUCCAAUAUAAAUUCUCUUAAGAUUACUGAGUGCCAGAAUCUAAGAUAUAUUAGAAGGGGCAUGCUACCUUUAUCUCUAAAAUCGCUGCAAAUUUACUAUUGUGAAUUGCUGGAAUUUUUGGAGGAUUUAAGUGUUUCUCUUCUUGAACGCUUACGGAUUAUUGGGUGUGAAUCUCUCAAGUGCAUAUCAUUAGAUGGUCCAUUACCUGAGACACUCAACCAACUAGAUGUUAAUAGUUGCAAAGUGCUGGAAACAUUAUCAUCUAGUAGAAAUGAGUACCUCCCUGAGGCACUUACAUCCAUCGAUAUCUGGUUUUGUCCAGAGCUAAAGUCAAUUGCUGAGUCCUUUGAUAAUAACACGUGUCUUAAAAAUAUUACUUUAGGGGAUUGUGAAAAUCUUGAAUCCUUACCUUCAGGUCUACACCAUCUUCCUUGCCUUGAGUAUAUUAAAAUAGAUAGAUGUCCAAAAUUGUCGGUGAGAGAAGGUGUUCCCACCAGCCUUAGACAACUCUUAAUUAAUGAAUGUGAAGAUGACAAGGGAAUGGGAAUGAGAAUGAGAAUGCUCACCUCUCCAAAAAAGUUAGAAAUAUCAUCCCUCCCACAGCUUAAAUCCAUCUCAGACCUGACCAACCUUACCGCUCUUGAAAGGUUGGAUAUCAUUUCACUCCCACUGCUUGAAUCCAUCUCAGACCUGAACAACCUCAACUCUCUAAAGGAGUUGCAAAUUGAAGAACUCCCACAGCUUAAAUCCAUCUCAGACCUCACCAACCUCACCUCUCUAGAAUGGUUGCGAAUCAAAAAUCUCCCACAGCUUGAACUAAUUUCAAAUCUCAGCGGCCUCACCUCUCUUACAGAGUUGUACAUUGAGGAGUGCCAACAGCUCAAAUCAAUUCCAAGUCUCAGCGGCCUCACCUCUCUUGAACGGUUGAAGAUCUAUGAUCUCCCACAGCAUGAAUCAAUUCCAAGUCUCAGCGGCCUCACCUCUCUUCAAGAGUUGCUGAUCCAUGAUCUCCCACAGCUUGAAUCAUUUCCAAGUUUCAGCGGCCUCACCUCUCUUGAACGGUUGAAGAUCUAUGAUCUCCCACAGCUUCAAUCAAUUCCAAGUCUCAGCGGCCUCACCUCUCUUAAAAGGUUGAAAAUCGCUAAUCUCCCACAGCUUGAAUCAAUUCCAAGUCUCAGUGGCCUCACCUCUCUUGAAAGGUUGAAAAUCGCUAAUCUCCCACAGCUUGAAUCAAUUCCAAGUCUCAGUGGCCUCACCUCUCUUGAAAGGUUGAACAUCGCUAAUCUCCCACAGCUUGAAUCAAUCCAAGAUCUGAGCAACCUCAUCUCUCUUAAAUUUUUCAAAAUUUCCAAUUGCCCAAGAAUCAAAUUAAUUCCAAGUCUGAGCAGUCACACCUCUCAUGAAAAAUUGAGGAUUGUGGAUUGCCCAAACCUCAAAUCCAUUCCCGAUCUUGGUACCACUGUCUCCAACUUAGACAAGCAACUGUUAGAACCUAAUCCUGGCAUGUCUAAGUUUUCCGGAACUAAACUUACUGCAUGUCUGCUUGCUGAAAUUCCAAUACUGAGAUUGUAUCUUCUAGCUGUUGCAACGGUUAAUCAAGCAGCAUUUUUCCUGCUUGUGUGUAUGCAACACGGCUACAGAAAUGGAGCAAUUUGCUUUCUGCUUGGAGGUUUGAAGCCUUGUUUUGUGUGGAUGUUGGUUCUUCCUCUCCACAUGUUAGAAGACUUUGCUGCUACAUCCAGGUUUAUGGCUUUCUUGGAGCAAGAUGAUUACUUUCCCUACUGUUCCUUCACGAAUGUGUCUGAAUUUAUGGCUGCCUUUUCACUUCUGGAGGAAUUUUCUGCUGCUGAACUUGUAGUUCUUGUUGGUUUGCUCUUAGCUGGUGCCAUGACUAAGCAAGAUGAUGUUGGUUAA